GCUUCCUUCUCUUCACUCCCUUUUCAUACGCCCCAUUGCCUGUUUGCUGCUUCAAAUAUCGCGUCCUAAAGCCUUUCCCUGGCUCUCUUUACGCCACCAACUAAAGCAACAACAAUAACGACGAUAACAACGGCUGCCCCACUGCUUCUUAUUCCUUUCUGCUUUUCUUUUCUUUUCUUUUCUUCUCUUCUCUUCUCUCCUCUUCUCUUCCUUCUUAUUCCUUCGCUCUUUCCUUCUUCUUCGCCCCGCCCCGCCUCUUCUCCUAGUCAAUGCGGUCGUCACUAUGACAGUUAUCACCGAAACCACACCGAGCCCAGAGCAAGCGCUCGACUCCGAAGAAUCACCGCCCAUCAUCCCAUCCGAGUCGCAGUCCCAAUUGGACCUUGUUCUGCUGGAGGAGGACACGCUUGUUCGCAGGAUCCGAGAACCGUCUUUGUUUGAAAAAGGCCUACUGUUGGAGCAGGAUCAGGAUCAGGAUCAACUCACCAGACAACAAAUGCUGGCAGUUGCACGAGCUGGGAAAGCUGUCAAUCGCAAGAGACAGGACGAACCAUUAUCACUUUCUUCGUUAAUACCAUCGCCAACCGCUCGAGUCUUGCCAAACGAGGUCCUCAUCCAAGUCUUUGAAAACCUACUCACGGAUCAGCCAACGCUUCUCGCUGCUUCAUCCGUCUGUCUCGAUUGGAAUCUGUGUGCCACCAGCAUUCUAUACCGAUACCCACAAUUUGCCAGCACAUUGCAUUGGGCACUUUUCAUCCAAACGCUGUGCAGGAGCAAGGAUUCGCAGCGACCGAAAACUCGCCGACGACGUUCCAUCAUUCAAAGCCUUUCUCGUGAUCGACAAUUUAGUCGCCACCCACCAUCACAACUAGCCCCUGCUCAGAUUGAGGUCUAUGGAGGCCGAACCCAAUGGAACAGUAGUCGUCUGUGCAAUAACCUCGGAGAUUAUGUACGAGGGAUCGAUCUAUCGCGGAAAAUAGUCCAGGUCGACCAGUCGCAGUGCACCUGUCCCCAGUCUACAGGAUCGUCAUCAGUAUUGUCAUCGUCAUCGUCAUCGUCGUCGUCGUCAUCUUCAUCGGCAUCGCCGCCUGCAGGGAACAGGAUGUGCAUUAUUCACCCAGAGGCGCAUCCUUCGACUUCAAAUAUGUCUGUGGCUCUCGAUCCUUUACAUGCAGCCCAUCCUGUAGACGUAGGCACGAGUCGCGUGGAUCAGGGCACAAGUUUCUUUGUGAGCUAUGGCGCAUCUGAUUGGGACGAAUGGUCUUCGAAUCGGGAUUCUUGGAGGACAAGCACGGACCGAGGCAACUCUUCAACGUCCAGUCGACAGCGAGCUAUCUCAGAGGGAUCCAGUCUCCAAGGUAGCGGCAAUACCGUGCCGUCAAGUUCAUUCCGCAACCCCAACCUGGCAACAAGCCAACGGUGGUCGAUCCUUUGGUCCAUGGAGAACGAAUAUCGCCAGUCGAUGGGGCAGAACUCGUCCUCAUCAGCUUCUCUUCCACGGACACACGCGAAUGUUACGGCAACGUUCCCUUUGGCCAAUCAUCCGUCGACCAUGCAGCCUAAUGGGAGCUGGAACAGGGCAGUGAUGGAUCUAUUGUCGCACCGACAAGGCGCAGCACAGAACUCGGCACGGAGUCUUUAUAACAGCCAGGGAAACAUGGAUCGGGAUCGCACAACCCAGACAACGCCUGCUAAGGCAGAUGUCGUGGAGGUUCGCUAUAUGAAGCCAAUCACGGUUACGGUCUCAUCGCUUAUUCAAAUGGCGCGAAAUUGCCCUAACCUGGAGUCGCUCUGUUUGGGGUCGACCUUGACGCCAGAUACGCUCUAUUUGGAGACUGGAGAUUAUCAAUCGACGCUUCAACCUGGACCUCGUGCUGGAUUGACAUAUGUCCCUGUGACGGCCGCCGAUGGCGCCAAAGCUCUAGGAGAGUUCUGUCCGAAGCUACAAAGAUUGUGGUUGGCAGGAUGUGAAUGGGUUACUGCGGACGAGGUCCGGGUCUUUCUGACGCAUUGUCGACAGCUUCAGACGCUUGAUAUCCGACAUUGCAGUAAACUGGACGGACGUCUCGGGCAGCUCUUCGUAGUCCAGGAAGAAGAAGAAGCCCGCGAAUCUCCUAGAAGCUCAGAAAGCGAACUGAGCGAGCGAGACGACGAUGACGAUCAGCCGAGUGAGAGUUCUUUUUUGCAAACAGGUGAGCGGGGAAGGAAGCGGCGCAACAGAGGCCAUUUUGCUGGUGGCGAGGCAGCGAUGGCUGGGUUUAUGGCAGCAGUAUUGAAUGCAACAGCAUUGACGAGACCCUCCACAGAAGUAGCACCGCUCCCACUGACGUCGACGAGCACAGCAUCCUCGGGGUCGAAAUCGAUGUCGAUAUAUACCAGGCCGGGUCCUAAGAAACGGGUCCGUGAUGGGGCCAUGUUUGAUUUGGUGAACACGGCGAGUUCUGGACGCCUUGCUGCGAUGGCGACAGCAUCUCAACAGAUGCAGCAGCAAACACAGCAGCAACAACCUGCACAGCACCAACAGCAAGACCAACAGAAUCAAAUACGGGGGCAAACGCAGGAAUAUGAACAACAGCACUCACAGCCAUUGUGUUCUAGUUUGGUUGGUUAUUACACUCCAAUUCAAUCUGGCAAUGGAGAUACUUUACAGACCCAUGCUAGUGCUGAGCAGUCACCGUCUGGGUUUAUUAGCAGAGUCAACAAUGAAUAUCAGGCCAAUAACAGCGUCAGGGUCAACGAAGAAACCAACAACAACGAGUACGAUAAGGAUGAAAAUCAGACUGAGUUAUCGGAUGCAGAGAAGGAUGAGGUCGACGUGGUCUAUGCGCACUAUGGAGUGUAGGGCCACUUGUACUGCACCCUCACAUCCGGAUUUGGAGUCACAGGCAUACUUACUUUCGCGUUCGCAUUCGCACCCUGCAUACGCAUACGCACACUGCACUCACACAUCGCAUUAUACCAUCUGUAGCAUUUGUUCCGCGGCAGGAUUUUGCUAGGAAUUGUGAACCUUGCUCGAAAUAAACGACAGAAAGAAAUGCAGAGCGAAAUUGUAAUUC
Molecule: messenger RNA, 3056 nt
Organism: Gamsiella multidivaricata
Lineage: Eukaryota; Fungi; Mortierellomycota; Mortierellomycetes; Mortierellales; Mortierellaceae
Exons: 1
Coding region: 284-2842 (852 amino acids)
Molecular function (GO): protein binding
Source: RefSeq, a predicted model, not a curated record